UUCCGCUUUUUCGCGCUCGCCAAUUCCUCACUCCUCCCUUUCUCUCUGCCUCUUCCCCCCCCCCUCCAGAAAGAGAGAGAGAGAGAGAAAGAAAGAAAGAAGAAGAAGAAGGGAGAGAGGGGCGAGAAGGAAAAAAUAAUUCCUCCCUCAUUUUCUGAUUCUUGUAUUUUAUUUUAUUUUUUGCUCUUCUCUCCCUCUGUCUCUCUUUCUCUCUGCAUCAUCCAUCGUUGGAGUUUUCUGCGUUGCUGGGGAAGGAAAGAAAGAAGGAAGGAAGGAAGGAAGGGGAAAAAAAAACACCAGGAGGAGGAGGAGGAGGUCGCCGAGCCCCCAAAUCAGCGCUGCGGAGGGAUGGAAAAAUAGAGAAGAGGGGGGGGGCUUACAAAUGAAUUCCUCCUCCUCUUUCUCUCUCUCUCUCCCCCACCCUUUCUUCUGUCUUACACACUUUUCCACACCUCCCUGAGGAUCUGGGAGCAGAACGGCUGAAGGAGCUGACUGGAUGAAAUUUCUGCCUUUCUGGAUUCAAUAUUUCUUUCUUUCUUUUUCUUUCUUUCCUUCCUUCCUUUUACCAUCCUUUUUUUCCUUCCUCUCUUACCAUCCUUUCCCCCUUCCUUCCUUCCCCCUUUCCUUCCUCCCUUCCUUCCUUCCCCCUUCUUUCUUUCUUUCUUUCUUUCUUUCUUUCUUUCUUUCUUUCUUUCUUUCUUUCUUUCUUUCUUUCUUUCCAGAAGGAGGGAAGAAAAAAUGCCCUUCCAUUGGACAAGUCUGUGGAAGUGUUGGAAACUUUUCGCAUCAGCCCAGAGCCCCGGUGCAAAAGGGAGGAUUUAGAAAACUUUGUUGACCUGGCCAGCGAGAGAUCUAGUCGAUUCUUUCCUUAAAGAGAGAGAGAGAGAAAAAGAAGAAAGCAACCCAAAAACUCUUCUCUCUUUCUCUUUCUCUCUCCCUCCAUCCCUCUUUCUUUCUCUCCCUCUCUCUUUUUUUCCUGCCUCUCUUUCUCCCUGGAAUAGAUAUAUUUGGUAUGCGCCUCUCUCGCUCUCUCUGUCUCUCUGCUUAUUUUUCCCACCCUGCUCGCCAACGGGGGAGACUCGGAAUUGCCUCUUGAAAACCCGACGGGGGUGAGAUUGUCCAAGAAAGAAAGAAAGAAAAAAACAAAGCCAAAAAGAAGAAAGAAAGGGAAGAAAGAAAAGAAAAAAGAAAAGGAAGGAAAGACCGGAGCGGAGUUGGUGCCAGGCCUCCCUCUGUCCGCCCCUGACUCUCAAAUUUUGUUUGCAGUGAUGGCCUUUGAAAACUCUGGAGUUGGAUUUUAUAUGGCUUUGAAUUUCUGUUUUUGGGAACUUUUGUUUGUAGACGGACUCAGCUUGGAACCUAUUUAUUGGAACACUUCGAACAAAAAGUUCCAGAAUGAGGGGGGUUACGUCUUGUACCCCCAGAUCGGGGACCGCUUGGACCUCAUCUGUCCCCGCUCCGUACCCCUGGGCCCAUUCUCCACCGAGGACUACGAAUACUAUAAAUUGUACCUGGUCCAGACCGAGCAGGCGGAGCGCUGCGAGAUUCUGCGGACCCCCAACCUGUUGCUCACCUGCGACCGGCCCGAACACGACAUGCGCUUCACCAUCAAGUUCCAGGAGUACAGUCCCAACCUUUGGGGUCACGAGUUCAAGUCCAACCAGGACUAUUACAUCAUCACCACCUCGGACGGGACCAAGGAAGGGCUCGAGAACCUGAAAGGAGGCGCCUGUUUGUCCAAAGGGAUGAAAGUGAUGCUAAAAGUCGGACAGCAUCGCAAUACGGGCUCCAAAUCCCAGAAUUCCAUGCCCGCCACACCUGCGGAGAAGGACCGAGGGACGCCAGGUGCCGCUGAACCCAACAAGGAGAUGGUCCCAGGAUCCUCUUCUGGAAACACAACUGGGAAAGUGGGGGGCGAGAACGGCCCGUUGCCACAAUCCAACGUACCCAUCAUUGCUGGUGCUGCCGGAGGAGCGGCGUUUGUGUUGCUGGUGGCGGCGGCCGUGACGGGGGCCCUGUGUUACCGCCACCACCGGGCCAAACACAGUGAAUCGCACCACCCGCCGUUGUCCCUCAGCACCCUGACCAGCCCCAAGCGAGUUGGUGGCGGAGGGGGUGCCAACAACAACGGCUCCGAGCCGAGCGAUAUCAUCAUCCCGCUCAGGACUUCAGACAGUGCGUUCUGCCCGCAUUACGAGAAAGUGAGCGGCGAUUACGGUCACCCUGUCUACAUCGUACAGGAGAUGCCACCACAGAGCCCGGCCAACAUCUACUACAAAGUAUGAGGCGAGGGGCGGUUCAUCUGAGGCCCCGCGGGCGGCCUUUGGAGCUCCGCGGUGGGCAGGCAAGGACUCGGAGCGGACGGGACACAACCGGACAUUUAGCCUUCCUGCCCUUUCUCGUUCACAGAAGGGUUUGAUGCACAGGUGCCUCGUUUCACCUCCAGUUAUUUUGGGGGGGACCCUGGAACUGAUACAGCCGCUGCCACGAGGGAUGCAACUCCUGUCCGAUCACGUACGAGCGGAUUCGAUCACGACAGCCCUUCCCCCGUCGAUCCCACAGCAAGG
This is a messenger RNA of Ahaetulla prasina, 2567 nucleotides long. RefSeq names its product ephrin B3 (gene EFNB3). The transcript has 5 exons. Gene Ontology annotation, cellular component: plasma membrane. Gene Ontology annotation, biological process: ephrin receptor signaling pathway; axon guidance. The coding region runs from base 1269 to 2285 and encodes 338 amino acids. Lineage: Eukaryota; Metazoa; Chordata; Lepidosauria; Squamata; Colubridae. Gene Ontology annotation, molecular function: ephrin receptor binding. The record is from RefSeq and is a predicted model, not a curated record.